Molecule: messenger RNA, 1475 nt
Organism: Eubalaena glacialis (North Atlantic right whale)
Lineage: Eukaryota; Metazoa; Chordata; Mammalia; Artiodactyla; Balaenidae
Gene: ZNF362
Product: zinc finger protein 362
Exons: 9
Coding region: 225-1475 (416 amino acids)
Biological process (GO): central nervous system development; negative regulation of transcription by RNA polymerase II
Cellular component (GO): nucleus
Molecular function (GO): DNA-binding transcription repressor activity, RNA polymerase II-specific; RNA polymerase II cis-regulatory region sequence-specific DNA binding
Source: RefSeq, a predicted model, not a curated record
GCGACCCGGAAGGUUUGCGCGCGGCUCCGCACCGAGCCGGAGCCGGAGCCCGGAGCCGGAGCCCCAGCCCGGCCCUACUCGGGCCGCCGGGCGCGGGGCUGCGGCCGCGUCCCGGAGCCGCCGCCAGCACAGCCAGGUGCUGUUGGGAACACAGAGGAAGUGACUGACUGGGGGUUCAGGGAAAGCUCCGUAGAAGAGGGAACACUUGAGCUGGGUCUUGAAGGAUGAGUAGAAGUUCACCAAGUGGGAAAGGACACUCUAGGAUGGCCGAGCCUCGAUUUAACAACCCCUACUUCUGGCCCCCUCCUCCAACCAUGCCCAGCCAGCUGGACAACCUGGUCCUGAUUAACAAGAUCAAGGAGCAGCUGAUGGCGGAGAAGAUCCGGCCGCCUCACCUGCCGCCCACGUCGGCCUCGUCGCAGCAGCCGCUCCUCGUGCCGCCGGCGCCGGCCGACAGCAGCCAGGCCGUCAUGUCGCUGCCCAAGCUGCAGCAGGUGCCGGGGCUGCACCCGCAGGCCGUGCCGCAGCCUGACGUGGCGCUGCACGCGCGGCCGGCCACCAGCACGGUCACAGGUCUGGGGCUGUCCUCCCGGACCCCGGCUGUGAGCACGUCUGAGUCGAGUGCGGGCACGGGUACCAGCACCCCAUCCACACCCACCACCACCAGCCAGAGCCGCCUCAUCGCCUCGUCCCCCACCCUCAUCUCAGGGAUCACCAGCCCCCCCCUCCUGGACUCCAUCAAGACAAUCCAGGGCCACGGCCUGCUUGGCCCCCCCAAGUCCGAGCGCGGCCGAAAAAAGAUCAAGGCGGAGAAUCCAGGGGGGCCGCCUGUCCUCGUAGUCCCCUACCCCAUCCUGGCCUCGGGCGAGACUGCCAAGGAGGGCAAGACAUACAGGUGUAAGGUAUGCCCGCUGACCUUUUUCACCAAGUCUGAGAUGCAGAUCCACUCCAAGUCGCACACAGAGGCCAAGCCCCACAAGUGCCCGCACUGCUCCAAAUCCUUUGCCAACGCCUCCUACCUGGCCCAGCACCUGCGCAUCCACCUGGGCGUCAAGCCCUACCACUGCUCCUACUGUGAUAAGUCCUUCCGACAGCUCUCCCACCUCCAACAGCAUACCAGAAUCCACACAGGCGACAGACCCUACAAGUGCCCACAUCCUGGCUGCGAAAAGGCUUUCACUCAGCUCUCCAACCUCCAGUCUCACCAGCGCCAGCACAACAAGGACAAGCCCUACAAGUGUCCCAACUGCUACCGGGCCUACUCGGACUCCGCCUCCCUGCAGAUCCACCUCUCGGCCCAUGCCAUCAAGCAUGCCAAGGCCUACUGCUGCAGCAUGUGCGGGCGGGCCUACACCUCGGAGACCUACCUGAUGAAGCACAUGUCCAAACACACGGUGGUGGAGCACCUGGUGAGCCAUCACUCGCCCCAGAGGACGGAGUCCCCCGGCAUCCCGGUGCGAAUUUCCCUCAUCUGA